AAUUGAUUCAAUUUGAAUACUCGUACAACUGGUGUACGGAUGUAUACGAGUAUAUUUGAUCCGUUUUUGUGCUGCGUUUUCUAGAUCUGUUCGUCAUGAUAGAAGACGUGGUUUUCAUCUUCUUGCUGGCUAUGCAACCGAGCAUCGUAUUGCUUCAGGCUUCCAGUAAUCCAAAUCGUAAUGCAUCUGAAACUUCUAAAACAUUUUUUCUGGAUAAGUCGUAUAGUUUUAAUGAGUUUGAAGAGACUUUGAUUUUAUACAAUCACAUUUUUGUGGACAAGACUAUGUUCAUUGUGGAAUUGAUUGAUCGAAUAGAAAAAUGCGAACUAAUCAGUCGUCCUUCGCGGUGGGGAAAAACCUUCAAUAUGGCAAUGACUGCGUCAUUCUUUGAUAUACCCCAUCACAAAAAUGGCUCAGUUGAUGAGGAGAAACGAAACAUAGUUAAAUCAUUUUUUGCAGGCGGAGCUAAAAUUGUGUUGCAAGAUAUGGAAUCUUUCAUAGAAACCAAACCAUUGAAAGUUUCUAGAAUUAAAAGUGCAAUGGACGAGAUCGGAAACCACCCAACAAUACUCAUCUCAUUUGGUAACAGUGGCAAAACAUACGACAAAUUUCUAAUGAAUUUUGCAGCUCAAAUAACAGAAUUAAUUGAAAAAAAAAAUUACGCCACGUUUUUACCCCAGUACUGUGAAUUUUAUAACGAUCCAGAAUUGUGUAAAAAAUUUCUAAAUAGUACUGAAGAAGAGCUCAAAUCUAGUCCACAUGCAGCCUUAAAUCAAAGCAUAGAAAUAUUAACUUGUCUGCUAACUUGCCAUUUCAAAUCUCAAACAGUGAUCCUAAUUGAUGAAUUUGAUUACCCGUUGAAUCGAAUGACAUACGAUAGUGAGGAUUUCAACAAGACCACAGAAUUUUUGAAAAGUUUGAUCGGUUGGACAUUCAAAGGUAGUGCAACUACAACCUCCAACAUAUACCGUGGUGUCAUGACUGGCGUGCUUCAAUUUUCCAGAGUUGGAGUAUCAUCAGGGCUGGCAGUUUGUCGCGAUUGUAGCGUGCUGCAACCACAAUAUAGCGAGCAUUUUGGUUUCACCGAGGAAGACAUUCAAACACUAUAUGAAAAGAAUCCUAGCUUUCCACUUAAUCUGAGCCAAUUGAAAAACUGGUACGAUGGCUACACAUUUGGGGAGAACCGCUUGUAUAACCCUGUGGCCAUUCGUAGGUGCUUCACUUCCGGGCGUGUGGGCAGCUAUUGGAUUGAAAGCGUUCCAAUGGGCCUCAGUCCACGAUAUGGGGAAAAUUCGCUCUAUCAACCAUUUAUGGUGGAUUUGUAUCAAAGUUGGGUCCAGAAAUUGUUUGUUAAUGUACCAGUGGAAGUUGAACUGGUAUCCGAGAUUGAUUACAAGAAUGUUACAAAAUCCUUGGAGUCUUUUUUAUCCCUUUUAACAUCACUCGGAUAUUUGACGUAUGAAAAACCAUCCGAAAACCAACGAUUUAAGGUCCGGAUUCCAAAUAAGGAAGUGCGUGACUUUGGGUUUAAACAAAGUAUCAAUGUGUGGACAAUGAAAUAUGUCUGUGAUGAGGGGUCUGAUAUAAUACACGAAAUCCUUCAUAAAAUUCUGACCGGCUUCAGAGAGAAUGAGAUUGCUGCAGUUCAGGGCGAUUUAUCAAAGCUGCUUUCAAAAAUCAAGGAAACAGCUCCUGCAGAACGCCAUUGCGACAUUAUUUUUGGAUUAUUGACUGAAUUCGACGAUGAAUGGGACUUGGAACGUAGCUUUGAUGAAGUAAUUACUAUUUACGAGCAAGUGACAUUUCAAUGUAGUAUUACAUUGCGAUUAAAGUUGGAUAAUUGCUGCAAUACCAAUCCGAUAGCGAUAAAUAUUAUAAUAAAUGGCGAUUCUACUAUGGAACAAAACAUCACUGAAGCAAAACAUACUGGAGAUAUAAAAAAAAUAAUCAAAGAUAAAGUAAUGGAUUAUUCGAAAAAAAAGGUUGCCGAGCUUAUGGAGAAAUCCAAGAUUGAAGCUGCAGAGCUUACAGAGAAAUGUAAUUUCAUCUGGCAUACCUGCAUUGUAGCUGGGAAAAAGAUUCUCGGGAUGUUCCCCCAUUAGAAAUAGGUACCUAGAUUAAAGAUAUAUUAUUAUGUAGUAAUUAUUACUAUUAUUCUAUUUUAUUUAUUCAUUUAUUUUAAUUUAAUAGAUUUGUUGCAGGGUAAAAGCAGGUAAUAUGGGGUUGCCAGUAAUACGUGGUAUACUUUGUUUAACCUUAAGUAUUUAUGUAAUUGUUUAUUUAAAACAAUAUACUUUCACCUUUUGAUAUCUUUCAUGAUA
This is a messenger RNA of Planococcus citri (citrus mealybug), 2321 nucleotides long. RefSeq lists its product as uncharacterized. The transcript is spliced from 3 exons. NCBI's taxonomy places the organism in Eukaryota, Metazoa, Arthropoda, Insecta, Hemiptera, Pseudococcidae. The record is from RefSeq and is a predicted model, not a curated record. The coding region runs from base 96 to 2102 and encodes 668 amino acids.